Molecule: messenger RNA, 535 nt
Organism: Racocetra fulgida
Lineage: Eukaryota; Fungi; Glomeromycota; Glomeromycetes; Diversisporales; Gigasporaceae
Source: the annotation of a GenBank genome assembly
AUGACAGUGGAUAUUCCAAAUAUAAGUGUUAAUCCAAAUAUAGGUGUUUGGAAAGGUCAGUCUGUUGGAAAUCUUACUUAUACUAAUUGUACUGUUGGAAGAAUGUCUAUGGCAUUUAAUCUUGUAAGAUAUUUUCCGAAAGAAUGGGUAGGAAAUGACAAACUGAUAAGAUCUUGGGUUAAUAAAUCUGAUUUGAGUUUGCUAAACAGUUCCAUUCCUGUUAAUAGUGUUUAUUCAACAAUAGUAUUUGGACAGUGGUCUAAUUAUAAUGGCAAAAAUGGAGGAUGUAUAAGAUAUGGAUUGGCGGUAACUGGUCCUCAUCCUUAUGCUAAUCUUAGUGGUACAUGGGCAGUAAAAAUUAUAGCAGCUCCUGAAGGAAAUUGUAACAUUUGGAUGACAGGAGAGGAAUCUUAUAUGAUAACAAAGAUAUCUGAUGACGAUCCGCAUCCAUAUAAAGAUAGUAGGAGUUCUAUGGAUCUUCCUUAUACUCGAAGUUAUUCACAGUUAGCAUGGAGUACAGGGUUUCCUUUUGAAG